Molecule: messenger RNA, 423 nt
Organism: Saxophila tyrrhenica
Lineage: Eukaryota; Fungi; Ascomycota; Dothideomycetes; Mycosphaerellales; Extremaceae
Gene: FPR2
Product: Peptidyl-prolyl cis-trans isomerase fpr2
Exons: 3
Coding region: 1-423 (140 amino acids)
Biological process (GO): protein peptidyl-prolyl isomerization
Cellular component (GO): endoplasmic reticulum
Molecular function (GO): peptidyl-prolyl cis-trans isomerase activity
Source: RefSeq, a predicted model, not a curated record
AUGCGUUUCUCCUCGGUCAUCGCUGGCGUUGGCCUCCUCCUCACCGGCGCUGCUGCGCUCGACAAACCGCUCGACAUCCAAGUCGAGAAGGCGGUGGAAUGCUCUAGGAAGACGAAGACUGGUGACAAAGUCGACGUCCACUAUCGCGGCACUCUUGAGAAGGAUGGCUCCGAGUUCGACGCCUCAUACAAUCGCGGCACCCCGCUCUCAUUUCACGUCGGGAAGGGCCAAGUCAUCAAGGGGUGGGAUCAGGGACUGUUGGACAUGUGUCCUGGGGAAAAGCGGAGGUUGACGAUCCAGCCUGAGUGGGGCUACGGUUCGAGAGGGAUGGGCCCGAUACCUGCCAACUCGGUACUGAUCUUCGAGACUGAGCUGGUUUCUAUCGCUGGCGUGGAGCCUGAGGGCGACAAGGCAGAGUUGUAG